Molecule: messenger RNA, 261 nt
Organism: Seminavis robusta
Lineage: Eukaryota; Bacillariophyta; Bacillariophyceae; Naviculales; Naviculaceae
Source: the annotation of a GenBank genome assembly
AUGACGUCAUUGCAAGUGAUGGAUUUCUCGUCUACAAUCCACAAGUCGAGCACCCCUGUCGCUAAUCCCUUGGUCUGCUCGGACAUCGACAUUGGCGAUCUGGGGCCGAAUUGGUCAAAAUUUGCAGGGCAACGUCAAGGAUCGUCUGAGCAUAACAGUGUGGUGGCCGAAACCGAUUUGGACAAGGCUCGGUUGCUCUACAUGGAGUGGGGCCCAGCUCAAAGUCGACCAAAUGGAAUUUACCUUACCGGUAGAGAGUAA